GGGCUAUAGGGCGGUUAUAGGGCUUACCAUUUAUACCAAACGUGGUUAUAGGGCUUACCCCCCAUAACCACGUUUGUUUAUUGAGUGCUUAGUGUAAACAUCAACAUCUUCGGUUUUAAUUGUUUGAUUGUUGUAUUUUAACUUAUUAAUUGCAGUUGAAUCAAAUUAAAUAUGGAUAAAGUAAUUAAAACUAAAACUGCUCGGGGUAAAAGGAAAUUACUCCAAAAAGAACCCAAAGUUAUUGAAGGUCCAAAGAAUUGUGUGUUUCUAAGAUCAUCCACAAUUAACCAGUUCACCACUGAUGUUAUGAAAGACAUUUGUACGCUUAAAAAACCUUUCACUGUUUUCCGCAAUAAACAUGGAAAUAAAUUCAUUCUCCCCUUUGAAGAUGUCUCUCCAGUGGAAUUCUUGUGUAAAAAAUAUGAGUGUCCACUUUUUGUUGUUGGAUCACAUUCAAAGAAACGAGCUAAUAACAUUGUAAUGGGCAGAACAUUUGAUAACCAAGUAUUGGACAUGUUUGAGCUUGGUAUUGAGAACUAUAAACCAAUGGCUGAAUUCAAAAUUCGAAAUUUUUUAAUCGAUUUUUUCGUCGGCUGUAAAUUAGAAGGCUUAAAGUUAUCGGGAGUUGAGCAUGUUAUUCAAGUGGUGGCACAUGAAAGCAAAAUUCUUUUCAGAUGUUACAAAGUUCGUCUUUCACCAACAGGAACAAAAUAUUCGAAGGUAGAAUUGGAAGAAAUGGCCCCAAGAAUUGACUUUUUUUAAAAAAGAAAUCAACCUCAUCCUUCUCAGCAGCUUAGAGCGGUACACCUUGAAGGAUUUGUGGGGUGAUUUCCCUUCGGUUAAAACCGGGGGCGCAUGGGGUUUCUCAGAGUGACCCCGAUUUAUGCAUACUUUCACCCAUCAAAUUUUGUAUUAUUACAUUAAUAAAUUAUGAAAUUACCGAUGUAAUGAAUUCAUGUACACUUUUCCCUCGAGUUUUUUGUAUUUUUGUUGCACAAGAUUAACAGCACGAGAGCUUAGCUUAUUUAAGCUGACCAACAAGUCCAAACACAAGUAUUUGAAUACUUUUACCACACAGCUAGAAAUAGCUAAUUAAGGUCAAACCAAAGACUGGUACAAACAAUGAACUAUCGCGGUUUAUAGCAAACUAAUAGUUGAAACACAUUGAGUAAUAAGUAUUUGAAUACUUUCACUUACAAACUAGAAAUUUAGGAAACUUUAUUAAUUCAAGAGCAGGACAGGAUUAAACCAAUUUGGUAUUCCAAUACCAGGAGUAAUCAGAACUUGAUUAAUAAGUAAUUUAAACAGUAAUGAAAUCAUAGAUUAAACAGUAAAAUGAACAUAAAUCAAAAGGGCAAAAUUGUCUCAAUAUAUACUACUGUUAACGGAAGGAAAUGAAAGGUUUUGAAACCUAAAGAAAAAAGGAAGACAAAUGAAGAAAGGAAAGAAAGGAAACUGUGUCUCCAUUGACAAUUUUACAAACAAAAAGAGAAAGGGAUUUAUGAAAAAUUACAAAAUGAAAAGUAAGGAUCUUUAAGUAUUUGAAUACUUUAUCUUGAUCCAAAGCAAAAUGAAAUUAAAUUUAUCUU
Molecule: messenger RNA, 1589 nt
Organism: Tetranychus urticae (two-spotted spider mite)
Lineage: Eukaryota; Metazoa; Arthropoda; Arachnida; Trombidiformes; Tetranychidae
Product: ribosome production factor 2 homolog
Biological process (GO): maturation of LSU-rRNA from tricistronic rRNA transcript (SSU-rRNA, 5.8S rRNA, LSU-rRNA); ribosomal large subunit assembly
Cellular component (GO): nucleolus
Molecular function (GO): rRNA binding
Source: RefSeq, a predicted model, not a curated record